Molecule: messenger RNA, 1631 nt
Organism: Physeter macrocephalus (sperm whale)
Lineage: Eukaryota; Metazoa; Chordata; Mammalia; Artiodactyla; Physeteridae
Gene: RPS6KL1
Product: ribosomal protein S6 kinase like 1
Exons: 6
Coding region: 1-1107 (368 amino acids)
Biological process (GO): protein phosphorylation
Molecular function (GO): ATP binding; protein kinase activity
Source: RefSeq, a predicted model, not a curated record
AUGGAGCAGACAGAUUCCUUCCUGGGCCCAGGGUCUUGGUGGAGGAUGUCUGGGCAUCGCUGGGAGUGGGACAGGGACCUGGGCCCCACGCUCUUUUACUCCCCGUCCCCAUGCUUGCUGCACCCUCUGCACGGCCCAGGAGGCACUCUGUGGUCCCACCUGCUCUCCCAGCCGUGCCUCCAACAGCCUGGGACUAAGUCUGGUUCCAGCCUGGAGAGGAUGAAGGCUCAGCUCAACUCCCGCCUCAGCCUCAGGACCCCAGGUCGCCUCCCGCCUGGCCACACCUGCUUGCAGGACGGAAUCCCCCUGGAGCCUCCCCGGACUUCUCAGAGCCUUACCCCGGCCAGGGGGGCCGCAGCCAUCAGACCCCAGAGAGAGGCUGAAGGUGAACCCUCAGCCGGGACCAGCCCUUCCUGUUCCUGGGACCUUCCAAAGGCCCCAGGUGGCCACCUGCACCACCAAGCCAGGCGGGGGCCCGGCCAGAGCUCUGAUCCGGGGCCCCCUCGGGGGCUCCCCUGGGUUCGUGCAGGGGCUGGCCGGGUGCUGGGGCGCUGUGGCCGAGGCAGAGGUCAGAGCCGCCCCUCAACCGGUGGGACCACCUGGAGUGUGAGGGAGGAGCAGGUGAGGCAUUGGGCGGCCGAGAUGCUGGUGGCCCUGGAGGCGCUGCACGAGCAGGGGGUGCUGUGCCGGGACCUCAAUCCCCGGAACCUGCUCCUGGACCAGGCAGGCCACAUCCGGCUCACGUAUUUCGGCCAGUGGUCAGAGGUGGAGCCCCAGUGCUGCAGGGAGGCUUUGGACAAACUCUACAGUGCCCCAGAGGUGGGUGGGAUUUCUGAGCUGACCGAAGCCUGCGACUGGUGGAGCUUUGGGUCUCUGCUGUAUGAACUGCUGACGGGAACGGCGCUGUCCCAGAGCCACCCCUCAGGAAUCCAACCCCACACCCAGCUCCAGCUGCCCGAGUGGCUCAGUCGCCCCGCAGCCUCCCUGCUGACUGAGCUGCUGCAGUUUGAUCCCGCGGGGCGCCUGGGCGCUGGAGGAGGCGGUGUCAACAAACUCAAGUCCCACCCCUUUUUCAGCACCAUCCAGUGGAGCAAACUGGUGGGGUAACCGGAGGGGGUGGAGUAGGCGAUGGAAGCAGCUGGACUGGUCUGGAUAUCCUCUCUUCUCUUUGCCUGCCAUCCAGAGCUGGCCCUUCUAAUCAGCGGCCCUCGGGCAAAAAAUGAAAGGCAGCUUGCCUUUCCUGGUCGGGCCCCUCCCUUGGGCCUCAGAAGUCUCUUCACUGACCAGGAAGGGCCUACGGAGUCCCCCAGCCACGUCCUGGAGAAACCCUUCCUAGACGGUGCUGAGCGGGAGGGAAAGAGAGAUCUCAGCCUGUUAGGCAGCUUGAACCCCUCCACCCAUCAGUCAACAGUCACCUGCUGAGUGCACACCCUGUACUUGAACUUGGACCUAUCAUGUUAAAAGGUGCCUUCCUUUGCAUUAGCUCUGAGCUACUGACCACCUGCUGAGCCGUGAAAUUUUGUGACUCAUUAUCUGCCAUGUGUCCCACUCGGGAUGUCUCUGGAGACUCAUCUCAGGAUACUUGUCCACUGGCUCAGUGGUCCCAAACCAGGGCUGCCCUGGCUGGUCAU